UCGGUACACUGAUACUAUAAAUAGAUAUUAACAUCGUCAAUCUGCACUAUCAUAUUGAUACAACUAAACAAUAUGAAUUCCCUCCUCGCCGUUCUCCUCUUCAUCAGCCUCUCAUACGUCUACGGAACCACUGUUGAUAAAGAGGAUUGUGGGUCUAUGUGUAUGAUGUACUGUCGCUAUGGUAACGUGAUUGACGAAAGGGGAUGUCCCUUAUGUAAAUGUAACCCUGCCCCUCCCAAUGACCAGUGUGAAAAGCCAAUCUGUGACACUGUCUGUUUCCUUGGUUACGUUGAUGGUGAAGACGGUUGUCCGACAUGUGAAUGUAUCAAUCCGCAGUAGAAAAAAGUUGUGCAUGUGAAGGAUGCGAAAUAAUCAAAAACAGUCAAAUGCAUAUGCUGAUAUUUGCAUUUGUAUUAAUUAAUUAUUAAUUAACGAUUUUUUUAAAAUUAAAUUCGUUUACUCAACGGUUUCAAAAGUUAAGUAUUUACAGUCUUAACAGUAUUUAUAUACAAUAAAAUACAACUCAUAAA
This is a messenger RNA of Mizuhopecten yessoensis (Yesso scallop), 530 nucleotides long. RefSeq names its product BPTI/Kunitz domain-containing protein 4-like. The coding region runs from base 73 to 339 and encodes 88 amino acids. The transcript has 3 exons. Gene Ontology annotation, molecular function: serine-type endopeptidase inhibitor activity. Lineage: Eukaryota; Metazoa; Mollusca; Bivalvia; Pectinida; Pectinidae. The record is from RefSeq and is a predicted model, not a curated record.